CACCUUUCUUUGAGCAUUGUGUCACAUUUGUUGGGAUAUGAAUCGUACAUAAAUAAGCUUUUUCACAUUCAAACGAAUGUGAUAAACUCAAAGAAACGUGACAUUUUUUCACAUUCGUUUCAACGCGAUGCCACGUUCCUGUUAUGAGAGUCGAUGCCUACCAGGACAAAGAGUGAUUAGUUGUCUUCCUUUAUUUAAAUGAUAACACUGCGAUGAUCACCUUCCCGUUGUACACACUCAAUGUUUUUGUACAAAUUUUGCACGAGACAUCCCAGUUUUUGGGGCACACGAUCUUCUCGUAUAAAUUUGUGCAAGAUUUUGCACCAAAUGGGGAAUUUUGUGCAGUUUUCCGCUCAAAAAUUGUACGAAAAGUUCGCGUCCUCAAAAAACUGUAAUGUCUCGUACAAAAUUGUUCAUUACAUUUAGUGUGUAGUAAUGCUCUCAUCCUUGCCCCGCCGGGUUUGUUUUAGUUAUUGAGUUUGGUUUCCCCCGAUGGUCUACGCAGGCGUAGCGCCUUGUUAUGUUAUAGUCUGCACUGCUGUAGAUUGAUUUCGAGAGUCGUUUUCGUCGCUCCGUCCUCUCGCACCAGCAAGAAGCACCCCAUGAGUGCGAGAAACACAGAGCGACGGAAACGACUCGCAGAGUCAGUCAGCAGGUCGCAGGUUAUCACGAUACCGCCGCGCGGCUGCCACGCCACGCCUUGCCACCAAGAUCCGUAGCGCGGGAAGAGAAUGUCAGUCAGAGCCAAUAUGGAGUUUGUCAAGAUCUCAUCUGUGCUGGUGCUGCCUGCUCUGCUUCUGGGGGCCUCCCACGCCGGUGCCUUCGAUUGCAAGGAUGGCAGAGGCUCUACAAUAUACGUGUGUGACGGGUCCAGGGACUGUGCUGACGGCUCAGACGAAAGUCCGGCAUUUUGCGACGGCUUCACCAACUUGGGGAGCUUGGCCCCUGGGGAGCGAGUCACGGCUGUGCUGGACCACACGAAGCGAGGCGAGCGCAUCCUCAUUUUAAUGUGCAGCCCCUCCUUCUGCAGCAGGCUCACAGUGAUAGGCGGUGCUCCGAGCGGCGCGCUGCAGUACGAGACCUCCCUCCGCAACAGCCCCAUGGGUCGCAGUAGGCAAGCUACGGUUGGGACGUAUCCUCCCCUGCACCAGUCAUCACCAAGCGGAGCCAAGUAUCUACCGGAGGGUCAAGUGGCGUUUACGGUGAGAGCGCGGUGA
Messenger RNA from Thrips palmi, 1217 nucleotides. Its product is annotated as low-density lipoprotein receptor-like. NCBI's taxonomy places the organism in Eukaryota, Metazoa, Arthropoda, Insecta, Thysanoptera, Thripidae. Bases 732 to 1217 code for a protein of 161 amino acids. The transcript has 4 exons. Gene Ontology annotation, molecular function: protein binding. The record is from RefSeq and is a predicted model, not a curated record.